UGUUCUGUAUUUACUCAGGUCAUGAUACUUCUGCAUUGUGCUUAGUGAAGCAGAUCAUUUGCCGAGUUGAAUGCAAAGCAGAUAAUUCAAAAGUUUGCUUGCUUUUGGACCAUCUGUGAUCCCCAUCCGGUUUGAAGGUGGAUCUGUAUCAGUUUUAUAGAAGAAUGGCCGAGAGUUACCAUGACCCUCACUACCAGCUAGCAGCUGCAGCUGCCGCUGCUGGAGUGGGUGCGGCACCAAAUGGAACUGGAGAUGACAGCGGUGAAGCAGACAAGCAGAAGAAGGCUGCCCAGGCCAAAGCAGCAGCACCAAAAAAGACAACUGGUAGACGUGAAACUGGUUUCACUAAGACCUACAAGCUGAGCCCUGAGUUGGCUGAAAUUGUUGGAGCUGAGGCAAUGCCACGUCAUGAAGUGGUGAAGCGAAUGUGGGCCAUCAUCAAAGAAAGGAAUCUCUAUGAUCCCAAGAAUAAGCAGUUUGCCAUAUGUGAUGACCAGCUCCUCAAAGUCUUUGGUGUAAAACGCUUCCGAACCUUUGGAAUGAUGAAGUUCUUGAAGCACCACUUCUUGGAAAGCUAAGCUGCUCUUCAGCCAGGGACUGUGUGAUCAUACACAAACCCAUGAAAACCGCGUGAAUCGGAAGAAACAUACAGCCAUGUGGUAUGUACAAAUUUUUUGAUUGGAUUCUGUGGAUUUUAAGUGCUUCAGCUACUUCUGUUUUGUUUCUACAAUCAAGGCCAUUGAAAUUCAAUCUCAAAUUGAUGAUUCUCUAGCUCGUAGCCUUUCAUUUCAGAGUGCAAAGACCACAGGGUUUGUUCCUGUGACAGAUAUCUCUCCCUCUCUUAUGUACAGCAAGUAUUGAACAUGAGUGUAUAUGCCUGAUGUCAGACAGGAAUGUGUGUGCCUGUGUGAAAGUUUCUUCUGGGUUUUUUUUUCACUCUGUUAUGUGAGUGAACUCGUGUAGAUACUGCGGGCCUCAAAGUGUGGGGGGG
Darwinula stevensoni is the source of this 991-nucleotide messenger RNA. The record is from the annotation of a GenBank genome assembly. Lineage: Eukaryota; Metazoa; Arthropoda; Ostracoda; Podocopida; Darwinulidae.